CGCCCGUUGUACGGAACUACUAGGUACCUAGCCUCCUUGUAUAUCGAUAUAUGGUUGGUCAUCAUUAGGGCUCACCAAAACUGGCAGGUUCAAUUGAAUUAAUCAUCGUUGAAAUGGCUUCACCACACCCCCUUUCCGCAGCUGCCUUGUUUUCGCUCAAGGGCUACGUCGCCGUCGUGACUGGCGGCGGGACGGGCGUCGGAUUGAUGAUCGCCCAAACACUGGCUGCCAACGGGGCUAAAGUCUACAUCACCGGACGUCGCGUCGAGGUCCUUGAAACGAGUGCCCAUGUCCAUGGCGCGCCGGAAAGGCUUGGGGCGAGUGGUGGCGGUAUCGUACCGCUUGCCAUGGACGUUACCUCGAAGGAGAGCGUCAGGGCCACUGUGGCGAAGAUCACGGAGAAGGAAGGGUUUGUUAACAUUCUUGUCAAUAACGCGGGGGUGUGGGGCGGACGACCGACCGCGAGCCCAAAGGAUGGACCGGAGGCUUUUAGUGAGGCGAUGAUGGCCGAGGAGAAGGAGGAUAAUUGGCAGAAAUCAUUCGACAUCAAUGUUACCUCGCAGUAUUUCGUUACCGCCGCAUUUCUGCCCCUCCUUGCUAAGGCGGUAUCGGGCCCGACGGGAAAGGUGGGCAGUGUGAUCAAUAACUGCUCGGUAGGGGGUUGUCUGCGAAUGUCGCAAAACCGCCAGUUCUCUUAUAAUGCUAGCAAAGCCGCGUUUAUACACCUUACGCGCCAAUUGGCGUUCGAACUGAGCCAUGAGCAGGUGAAUGUUCGUGUCAAUGGGCUUGCUCUAGGGUACUUCCCAUCCGAAAUGACCACCGGCGAAUCCAACGGCGAGAACGAGAGCACGGCCUCCAACGAGCAAUUCGGGAAAUUCUUGGAGAGCAUGGGCGGUAGGAUACUUAACCGUAUGGGAACGCCACAGGAGCUUGCUAGUGUUGUGCUGAUGCUUGCUACGAAUGACUUUGUCUGGGGUACUGUCACGAUUGUUGACGGCGGGUUUACCUUGGCCCUUCCUGGGAAUAUGUGAUCCUAUGAGUACCUGAUAGAUAGGGGGGCAGAGGGUAGUUUAAGACAACUUAGGUACAGGCAGGUAGGUAUCUCUAGGCCACUGGGGCAUAUAUCAAUAAGAAAGAGUAUUGAAGAAGAAAA
Molecule: messenger RNA, 1153 nt
Organism: Annulohypoxylon maeteangense
Lineage: Eukaryota; Fungi; Ascomycota; Sordariomycetes; Xylariales; Hypoxylaceae
Product: NAD(P)-binding protein
Exons: 10
Coding region: 114-1031 (305 amino acids)
Source: RefSeq, a predicted model, not a curated record